AACGCUAAUGAGUGGAACAGAAGCAUCUAUCUCUCUCUGGGCAUAUGAUUAUCGUGCUUGCUCAGCUUCUGCGUCACCCCACAUGUCCUAAUCCACUCCUUUAAAAUCGCAGGAAACAUUGUCUCCAUUGUUGCAGUAGUGGGUGGGUCAAUCAUGGGGAAAACCAGAGCGACCUGUUUUCUUCCCGCCCUAAUCUUCUUUACCCUCUUGGCGAAUGCUCAUCUGGGUAACUGCGCCUUGUCGUCCCGACAAGAACAGGACAGGGUUUCGAAAUUGCCGGGUCAGGGUUUCAAUGUUAGCUUCGCUCACUAUUCUGGGUACGUCACUGUCCAUGAGAAAUCGGGAAGAGCUCUGUUCUACUGGUUCUUCGAAGCUGUUGAGGAUCCUGAUUCCAAGCCUCUUCUUCUCUGGCUCAAUGGAGGACCGGGAUGUUCAUCCAUUGGGUAUGGCCUAGCAGAAGAGAUAGGGCCGUUUCACAUUAAACCAGAUGGGAAGACCCUCUACCUUAACCCAUAUUCUUGGAACCAAGUUGCCAACGUUCUGUUCCUUGACAUGCCUGUGGGAGUUGGAUUUUCGUACUCAAACACUUCCUCUGAUUUGCUCACCAAUGGUGAUAAGAGGACCGCCCAAGAUUCUCUGAAAUUUCUGCUGAAAUGGUUAGAUCGCUUUCCCAAGUACAAAGAGAGAGACUUUUAUAUAGCUGGGGAGAGCUAUGGAGGGCAUUAUAUUCCUCAGCUAAGUCAAGCCGUUGUAAGACACAACCAA
Molecule: messenger RNA, 765 nt
Organism: Tarenaya hassleriana
Lineage: Eukaryota; Viridiplantae; Streptophyta; Magnoliopsida; Brassicales; Cleomaceae
Product: serine carboxypeptidase-like 29
Exons: 5
Biological process (GO): proteolysis
Cellular component (GO): vacuole
Molecular function (GO): serine-type carboxypeptidase activity
Source: RefSeq, a predicted model, not a curated record